UAUUCCAACUUCAUGCUUCAUUCAUUGGCGAAUCUGCAUAACAAAUUCUACGUUUACUUGAAGCAAGCUUUUGAUCAUAUGGUUUCAAGCUUUCUAUUCCACAACAAAGUUGAUUUUUAAAGCAAUUCUGGAUCACAUUGUAUCUCCGAUUGUUUAUUUUAAAAGAGGGCUGCUAGCUCUGAAAGAAAGUGUAGACUUAAAAGGAAGCAAGCUUAAGGAUUAACUCAAGACAAUGAAGGAAAUGUGUUUAUUUCUGAUUAUUGAUAUCGCUCUAUAUUGGCUUCUUAUGCCGGAUUUGCCUAUAUGGGCUUUCUUGUUGUACAAAGUGGCAUUCAUAUUCCGACCACUGGACAGAUUCGCCUUGGUAAUCAUAAACGCUGCAGCCAAAUGGUAUUUACUUCCUUUUUGCGAGGAAUGGAUUGUUAAACAUGAACAGAACCUGACUCGAUCGAAUGCCUAAGGCUGCUAUUUAAAAAACUGUUAUUACCAUUGUCUAUAAACAGAUUAAAUGGGAAUAUUUCAAUUACGUAAACUAAACAGAAUGUGUGUAUAUUUUUCUAUGUUGUUUCAAUAUUGCGAAAAUUUAAACAG
Messenger RNA from Drosophila eugracilis, 591 nucleotides. RefSeq lists its product as uncharacterized. The transcript is spliced from 2 exons. NCBI's taxonomy places the organism in Eukaryota, Metazoa, Arthropoda, Insecta, Diptera, Drosophilidae. The record is from RefSeq and is a predicted model, not a curated record. The coding region runs from base 233 to 460 and encodes 75 amino acids.